AUGAGUCGGGAUUUGGCAAGGGAGGUGGAUGAGGCGCUGCAGCAGGACAGGUAUGACCUCCCGCUCUUCCUUCGCUUCCUGAAAAGUUACGUCAUGGCGGGUACACAGCCUGACAAGCGCUUGCUUCUUGGAACCCUUCUGCAGACGCUCCCGCGCUUCCAGUGUAGCGACUUCUCAGCAUGCAUCUCCCUCGUGCCGGGGCACGUGCAGGAUGCCCACUACAUUGAGAAGGAGCUCGGCCUAAUUUACGAUCUGGAGAACUACCUGAGCUGCGGCAGGUUUGUGCAGUUCUGGGAGGUGUGGGGCGAGGCAAAGGGCCUCCUCGCCGCCGCGCCCAGCUUCGAGCCGCAGGUGCGCGCCGGCAUCUUGACGGUGGUGGCCAGCACACUCGAGAAGGUGCCGGCGGCGAGGCUGGCGACGUACCUCGGCGUGAGCCCCGACCAGCUGCAGUCCACGCUGAACGAGUCGGCCCGCCUCUCCGGCGACGCCGCUCCGCUCCUUUCCUGCGACGCGGAGACGGUGACGUUUGCCAAGUCGACCUUCAACGCCCCGGAGAGCGACACCAACCAGCAGCCGCUGCGCUUCUCCGACAUCGUCUCGAUUGUCUCGUGA
This is a messenger RNA of Trypanosoma conorhini, 612 nucleotides long. RefSeq names its product translation initiation factor 3 subunit K. Gene Ontology annotation, cellular component: cytoplasm; eukaryotic translation initiation factor 3 complex. NCBI's taxonomy places the organism in Eukaryota, Euglenozoa, Kinetoplastea, Trypanosomatida, Trypanosomatidae. Gene Ontology annotation, biological process: regulation of translational initiation. Bases 1 to 612 code for a protein of 203 amino acids. The transcript has a single exon. The record is from RefSeq and is a predicted model, not a curated record. Gene Ontology annotation, molecular function: translation initiation factor activity; ribosome binding.